This is a messenger RNA of Ascochyta rabiei, 576 nucleotides long. RefSeq lists its product as uncharacterized. The coding region runs from base 1 to 576 and encodes 191 amino acids. Lineage: Eukaryota; Fungi; Ascomycota; Dothideomycetes; Pleosporales; Didymellaceae. The record is from RefSeq and is a predicted model, not a curated record. The transcript is spliced from 2 exons.
AUGGCCAGUAAGCCACCCUCCCCUCCCGCAACCCCACCCCUAAACCCCACAGCCCUCUUCGCCCAACCCGCCUUAUACCUCAACCCACCCUCCCCCACCCCCCCAACCGUAAUCCCCGCCCUGGUAUACCGCGUGCACCGCACCAGCGCGCAAACACGGUACUCGUUCGCGACCGGCUUCAGCGCCAAGAACCAAACCACCAUCCUCAACUACACGUCCGCGCUGUCCCGCUUCGGGCUCGCGCACCUGCACCAGCAAACCAACAUCUCGUCGCCGUUUGUCUCCGUGUACGAUGACCUGGCGCACGCGCACAACGUGGCGCAGCACUGGGCGGACGUGUACGGCGAGGAGACGUGGGUCGUCAGUGUUGACACGCGGCAUUUUGCGCGGGGGCCGGUGUUUAGGGCUGCGGAUUUGUUGAAGGAUGCGAGUGUUGACCAUGGUGAUGCCUGGCUGCAUUGGGGCGAGUAUCUGGUCAUGUACCGUGUCCCUGCUCAGGCUAUUCGGGACCAGACGCCUGUAGGGCGGGGCAAGGCGCAGGCUUGGAGGGCUGUGGGCGUUAUUGGUGGUUCUUGA